GAGAGAGGGAGCGAGUGUGUGUGUGAGAGAGAGAGGGGGAGAGAGAAAGAGAGAGAGAGAGCUAGGCUGAGGGUGUCUUUCUGUUGCCGUGAGAGGAGACAGGACUUUAAAGUCAUUCCCAGAGCGAAGCUGCCGGGGAAGCAGGAACCAGCGCACCCUGUCACCAACUUCAGUGAGUUUUGAGGAAGUGUUACAGCCCCCAACCUACCAGAGCCUUUAAAAUGAGUAGUACACACCCACGGCUGAACCAGUCGAGCGCCGCCAGCCCUGCUGCUGCUGCGAACACAGACAAGGACGCCGAGAUGCCCGCUACAGAGAAGGACCUCGCCGAGGAUGCCCCUUGGAAAAAGAUCCAGCAAAACACGUUCACCCGCUGGUGCAACGAACAUCUGAAAUGUGUCAACAAGCGUAUCGCCAACCUGCAGACCGACCUAAGCGACGGGCUGCGGCUCAUCGCUCUGCUAGAGGUGCUGAGCCAGAAGAAGAUGUUCCGCAAGUACAACCAGCGCCCCACCUUCAGGCAGAUGCAGCUGGAGAACGUGUCCGUGGCGUUGGAGUUUUUGGACCGAGAAAAUAUCAAGUUGGUGUCUAUAGACUCUAAAGCCAUAGUAGACGGGAACCUGAAGCUGAUCCUCGGCUUGAUAUGGACCCUUAUCUUGCAUUACUCCAUUUCCAUGCCAAUGUGGGAUGAGGAAGAAGAUGAGGAGGUUAAGAAGCAGACUCCAAAGCAAAGGCUUCUGGGCUGGAUCCAGAACAAGCUGCCGCAGCUGCCCAUUACCAACUUCAGCAAGGACUGGCAGUCUGGCCGAGCACUUGGGGCCCUCGUGGACAGCUGUGCUCCAGGCCUGUGUCCUGAUUGGGAUUCAUGGGAUCAGACUAAACCAGUGGACAACGCUCGUGAAGCCAUGCAGCAGGCUGAUGACUGGCUGGGCAUCCCACAGGUGAUCACCCCUGAAGAAAUUGUGGACCCCAAUGUAGACGAACACUCUGUGAUGACCUACUUAUCUCAGUUCCCUAAAGCCAAACUAAAGCCAGGUGCUCCCCUGCGCCCCAAGCUCAACCCCAAGAAAGCCCGUGCCUAUGGCCCAGGUAUUGAACCUACUGGGAACAUGGUAAUGAAGCGUGCGGAGUUUACAGUGGAAACCAUCAGUGCUGGUCUAGGAGAGGUGUUGGUGUAUGUGGAGGAUCCUGCAGGACACAAGGAGGAGGCUAAGGUCACUGCCAAUAAUGACAAGAACAGAACAUAUUCCGUCUAUUAUAUUCCCAAAGUUACAGGCCCGCACAAGGUGACAGUACUGUUUGCUGGGCAACACAUUUCCAAAAGCCCAUUUGAGGUAGAUGUCAGUAUGGCCCAGGGAGACGCUAGCAAGGUGACAGCCCAGGGUCCAGGACUUGAGCCUAGUGGGAACAUUGCAAACAAGACUACCUACUUUGAAAUCUUCACUGCAGGUGCUGGGGUAGGAGAUGUUGAAGUAGUGAUUAUUGAUCCCAGUGGCAAAAAGGACACCGUUGAAUGUCAGGUGGAGGACAAAGGGAACAGCACCUAUCGCUGCACCUAUAAGCCAAAGCAGGAGGGCCCCCAUACCAUCAUAAUCAACUUUGGUGGUGCACAAAUUCCCAAGAGUCCAUUCACUGUGACCAUUGGGGAAGCUUGCAAUCCAUCACUGUGUCGUGCCAAAGGUCGUGGAUUACAACCCAAGGGAGUUCGUAUUAAAGAAACUGCAGAUUUCAAGGUUUACACGAAAGGAGCUGGCACUGGAGACCUUAAAGUUACCAUCAAAGGACCAAAGGGUCUAGAAGAGCCAGUGAAGCAGAAAGAUCUUGGUGAUGGUGUCUAUGCUUAUGAGUAUUACCCAAAAACUCCUGGGAACUACAUUGUUACAAUUACCUGGGGUGGCCAACAAAUUCCUCGCAGCCCAUUUGAGGUCAAAGUGGGUACAGAAGCAGGCCCACAGAAGGUUCGUGCUUGGGGUCCUGGACUUGAAGUUGGUGUCGUUGGAAAAUCAGCAGAUUUUGUGGUUGAGGCUGUUGGUGAUGAUGUUGGAACACUUGGCUUCUCAGUUGAAGGGCCAUCACAGGCAAAGAUCGAGUGUGAUGAUAAAGGUGAUGGUUCUUGUGACGUCCGCUACUGGCCCACUGAGCCUGGAGAGUAUGCUGUGCAUGUUCUCUGCAAUAAUGAAGAUAUACAGUACAGCCCUUUCAUGGCAGAUAUCAAAGCAGCCCCCAAAGACUUUUAUCCUGAUAAGGUUAAGGCUUAUGGUCCUGGUUUAGAGAAAACUGGGUUAGCUGUUGGAAAGCCAGCAGAGUUUACUGUGGAUGCUAAGCAGGGAGGCAAAGCUCCUCUAAAGAUUCAAGCACAGGAUGGUGAAGGAAAUCCAGUUGACGUGCAGGUUAAGGAUAAUGGAAACGGUACAUACAGCUGCUCCUAUACUCCUCGCAAGCCAUUGAAGCACACUGCCAUGGUGUCCUGGGGAGGUGUGAACAUCCCCGACAGCCCAUUCAGAAUGAAUGUUGGUGCUGGCAGUCACCCCAACAAAGUAAAAGUAUCUGGACCUGGUGUGGCCAAGACUGGUUUGAAAGCACAUGAGCCUACAUACUUCACAGUGGACUGUGCAGAAGCUGGGCAAGGAGACAUUAGCAUUGGAAUUAAGUGUGCCCCUGGGGUUGUUGGCCCAGCAGAGGCAGAUAUUGAAUUUGACAUCAUCAGAAAUGACAAUGACACUUUCACAGUAAAAUAUACUCCCCCUGGUGCUGGGAGUUACACUAUCAUGGUGCUGUUUGCUGACAAAGCUAUUCCCAUGAGCCCAGUCAGAGUCAAAGUGGAUCCAUCACACGAUGCCAGCAAAGUGAAAGCUGAAGGACCAGGACUAAACAGAAGCGGCAUUGAGCUGUGCAAGCCAACCCAUUUCACAGUAAACACCAAGGCUGCAGGAAAAGCAAAACUGGAUGUGCAGUUCACUGGGCAAAAUAAAGGAGAGGCUGUUAAAGAUUUUGAGAUUGUCAAUAAUCAUGAUAGUACCUAUACAGUCAAGUACACACCAGUGCAACAGGGAAGCAUGGGAGUAAAUGUAACUUAUGGAGGAGACCCCAUUCCAAAGAGUCCCUUUUCAGUUGGGGUGGCACCAGCACUUGACCUCAGCAAGAUCAAGGUGGCAGGCCUUGGAGACAAGUUAGAAGUGGGCAAAGACCAGGAAUUCACAGUUAAAUCUAAGGGUGCUGGUGGACAAGGCAAGGUUACUGCUAAGAUAACUGGACCCUUGGGCAAAUCUGUACCUUGCAAGGUUGAACCGGGCCUGAGCCCAGACAACAGUGUGGUGCGUUUCAUUCCACGAGAUCAAGGACCACAUGAGGUUGAACUAGCUUAUGAUGGUGUCCCUGUGCCUGGAAGCCCCUUCCCUGUUGAGGCAGUACCCCCUACAGAUCCUAGCAAAGUGCUUUGCUCAGGUCCAGGUUUGGAGCAUGCAAAAGUUGGAGAGACUGGCAAAUUCAUUGUUGACUGCACCAAUGCUGGCCCUGCAGAGUUGACUAUUGAGAUCAUUUCAGACAAUGGCAUGGAGGCUGAGGUACACAUCCAGGAUAAUGGAGAUGGUACAUACACAAUCACAUAUAUCCCACUGUACCCUGGAGUAUACACCAUCACAAUUCGAUAUGGUGGGCAAGAUGUUCCCAACUUUCCCACUCGUGUCAUUGUGGAGCCUGCAAUUGACUCCAGUGGUGUCAAGGUGUUUGGACCAGGUGUUGAGGGAAAAGGUGUUUAUCGAGAGGCAACAACAGAUUUCACUGUGGAUGCACGUGCUUUAACUAAAACUGGUGGCAACCACAUCAAAACCCGCAUUAACAACCCCUCUGGCAACCGCACAGAUGCGCUCAUCCGUGAUCUUGGCGAUGGUAUAUACCAGGUGGAAUACACUCCUUAUGAGGAGGGCAUUCACUCUGUGGAAGUAGCUUAUGAUGAAGCACCUGUACCCAAUAGCCCCUUCCGUGUACCAGUGACUGAAGGCUGUGACCCCUCCAGAGUAAGAGUGCAUGGGCCAGGCUUGCAGAGUGGCACCACUAACAAACCCAACAAGUUCACUGUUGAGACCAGGGGUGCUGGUACAGGUGGUCUUGGCUUAGCAGUUGAGGGUCCCUCUGAAGCAAAGAUGUCCUGUACAGAUAACAAAGACGGAAGUUGUUCAGUGGAGUACAUUCCAUAUGAGCCAGGAACUUACAACUUGAAUAUCACUUAUGGUGGACAUCCAGUUAGAGGUAGCCCUUUCUCUGUGCCAGUCCAUGAUGUUGUUGAUGCCACCAAGGUAAAGUGUCAAGGACUAGGCUUGGGAAACAAUGUGCGUGCCAACAUCCCACAGACAUUCACAGUAGACGCCAGUAAAGCAGGAGUUGCUCCGCUGCAAGUCCGUGUGCAAGGCCCUAAAGGUGUGGUUGAACCAGUGGAGGUGAUGGAUAAUGGAGACCAGACUCACACUGUUAAUUAUGUUCCAACUCGUGAAGGGCCCUACUCCGUUAAUGUUCUGUAUGGUGAUGAGGAGAUCCCACGCAGUCCAUUCAAGUUCAAGGUUCUUCCCACUCACGAUGCCAGCAAGGUGAAAGCUAGUGGCCCAGGACUCAACACCACUGGAGUAACUGCUAGUCUGCCAGUGGAGUUUACCAUUGAUGCCAAGGAUGCAGGAGAGGGACUCUUGGCUGUGCAGAUAACGGACCCAGAAGGAAAGCCCAAAAAAGCAAACAUCCGAGACAAUCAGGAUGGUACAUACCUUGUGUCAUAUGUUCCUGACAUGACUGGUCGUUACACUAUCCUGAUUAAAUAUGGAGGAGAUGAAAUCCCAUAUUCUCCUUACCGAAUCAGAGCACUUCCUACUGGUGAUGCCAGCAAGUGCACGGUUACAGUUUCAAUUGGAGGUCACGGGUUAGGUGCUGGUGUGGGUCCUACCAUUCAGAUUGGAGAACAAACUGUUAUCACAGUUGAUGCCAAGGCAGCAGGCAAAGGGAAGGUGACUUGUACAGUAUGCACCCCAGAUGGCACAGAGGUGGAUGUUGAUGUUGUAGAGAAUCCAGAUGGCACCUUUGACAUCUUCUACACUGCACCCCAGCCUGGCAAAUAUGUCAUCUGCGUGCGUUUUGGUGGGGAGCACAUUCCCAACAGUCCAUUCCAAGUUACUGCACUGGACAGCCAGGAACCGGAUCAGAUCUUGCAGCAGAGACAAGCCCCCAAUUAUGCUUCGGCUAGCAGACAGCCUUGGGCUACAGACCGCUCCAUGGGCAUGAAUGGUCUCGAUGUGGCAGGACUGCGGCCUUUUGACCUGGUUAUUCCUUUCACCAUUAAAAAGGGUGAAAUUACAGGAGAUGUAAGAAUGCCCUCGGGUAAGAUUGCCAAACCAGAUAUCACAGAUAACAAGGAUGGUACAGUAACCGUGAAGUAUGCCCCCACUGAGGCUGGCCUGCAUGAGAUGGACAUCAAAUAUGAUGGAAUGCAUAUUCCAGGAAGCCCUCUUCAGUUCUAUGUUGAUUAUGUGAAUAGUGGUCAUGUAACUGCUUAUGGACCUGGAUUGAUUCAUGGCACAGUUAAUAAACCAGCUAUGUUCACGGUCAACACAAAGGACGCAGGAGAAGGUGGACUUUCUUUGGCUAUUGAAGGACCUUCAAAAGCUGACAUCAGUUGCACUGAUAACCAGGAUGGCACUUGUACAGUAUCUUAUCUGCCAGUACUUCCAGGCGAUUACAACAUUCUUGUGAAGUACAAUGACAAACAUAUCGCUGGAAGCCCUUUUGUUUCUAAAAUCACAGGAGAUGAUACCAUGAGGAUGUCCCAACUCAAAGUAGGCUCAUCUGCUGACAUUCCACUGGAUAUUGGCGAGGCAGAUCUCAGUCAGCUGACCGCCAGUGUUACCACACCCUCCAAACGUGAAGAACCCUGUCUACUUAAAAUGCUAAGAAAUGGUCACGUUGGGGUCUCCUUUGUUCCUAAAGAGAUUGGAGAACAUCUAGUAAACAUCAAGAAGAAUGGUCGCCAUAUUCCCAGCAGUCCUAUCAGCGUCUUGAUAAGUCAGUCAGAAAUUGGUGAUGCUAGCCGUGUUAGGGUGUCUGGCCCAGGCCUGACAGAGGGACGCACCUUUGAACCAGCAGAAUUCAUCAUUGACACGCGUGACGCAGGUUAUGGUGGUCUUAGCCUUUCAAUUGAGGGACCCAGUAAAGUGGACAUAAAUACAGAGGACCAAGACGAUGGAACAUGCAAGGUGACAUACUGCCCAACAGAACCUGGAAACUAUAUCAUUAACAUAAAGUUUGCAGAUCAGCAUGUGCCAGGUAGUGCAUUCACUGUUAAGGUGACUGGUGAAGGACGCAUGAAGGAAAGCAUCACUCGUAAACGGAGGGCAGCAUCCGUAGCAAAUGUUGGAAGCCAAUGUGAUCUCAGCCUCAAAAUUCCAGAGAUUGAUGUGAGUGAGAUGACAGCUCAAGUAACCAGCCCUUCAGGGAAAAUACACAAGGCUGAAAUCAUGGAAGGAGAGAACAACACCUACUGCAUCCGCUUUGUGCCUACAGAGAUGGGAGUGCACACGGUCAGUGUCAAGUAUCAGGGUCAUCAUGUUCCCGGCAGCCCCUUCCAGUUUACAGUGGGCCCUCUUGGAGAAGGUGGUGCCCAUAAGGUUCGGGCAGGUGGUCCAGGACUUGAACGGGCAGAGGCAGGAUUUCCAGCGGAGUUCAGUAUCUGGACACGUGAAGCUGGUGCUGGUGGCCUGUCUAUUGCUGUUGAAGGACCCAGCAAAGCAGAAAUUGCAUUUGAGGACCGAAAGGAUGGCUCGUGUGGAGUUUCCUAUGUUGUUCAAGAACCAGGAGACUAUGAAGUGUCCAUCAAGUUUAAUGAAGAGCACAUUCCAGACAGCCCUUUCAUUGUUCCAGUGGCAUCUCCCUCUGAUGAUGCGCGUCGGCUAACUGUUGCUAGUCUUCAGGAGUCAGGGUUAAAGGUCAACCAGCCCGCUUCCUUUGCGGUGAGCCUUAAUGGUGCUAAGGGUGUAAUUGAUGCAAAAGUGCACAGUCCAUCUGGGGCAUUAGAAGAAUGCUGUGUAACUGAGAUUGAUGAAGACAAAUAUGCAGUGCGGUUCAUUCCCCGUGAGAAUGGUCUCUACUUAAUUGAUGUAAAGUUUAAUGGAUCACACAUCCCUGGAAGCCCUUUUAAGAUUCGUGUGGGAGAGGUUGGUCAAUCAGGAGAUCCUGGGAUGGUAUCUGCAUAUGGAGCAGGACUAGAAAGAGGAACAACAGGGACUCCUUGUGAAUUUAUUGUGAAUAAUAGUGCUGCUGGACCAGGGUCUCUUGCUGUCACAAUUGAUGGGCCCUCUAAGGUCAAAAUGGACUGCCAGGAAUGUCCAGAAGGUUACAGAGUCACUUACACACCCAUGGCUCCUGGCAAUUACCUGAUUUCCAUAAAAUAUGGUGGUCCAUAUCACAUUGUUGGUAGUCCUUUCAAGGCUAAGAUUAUAGGUCCUCGCUUGGCAAGCAGUCACAGCCUGCAUGAGACUUCUUCAGUCCUGGUGGACUCUGUUUCUCGUUCUGCAGUUCCACUGCAGCAGGGAGCUCUUAUAAGAGGUGCAUCAGAUGCUAGCCAGGUAGUGGCUAAAGGACCUGGCCUCAGUAAAGCAGUAGUGGGACAGAAAAACAGUUUCAGUGUUGACUGCAGCAAAGCAGGAAAUAAUAUGCUGUUGGUUGGUGUGCAUGGACCUAAAGUGCCAUGUGAAGAGAUUGUGGUUAAGCACCUUGGCAACAGAAACUACAACGUCACAUACCUCCUGAAGGACAAAGGCGAUUACAUCCUGGUGGUGAAGUGGGGAGAUGAACACAUUCCUGGCAGUCCCUAUCAAGUCUCUGUACCCUAAAUCGCCCCAUGCUGUUGUAUUGGACCCUGUGGAUAGUCCAUCUCCAUUUUUCAUUUUUUUUUUUUUUUUUUGUUAAACUGCUCACCUACAUUCACUAUGCUAAUUGUACGCCUCUGCUCCUGUUAUUCCAUUUGGAAUCCCAAAUACUUCAGAGUGGUCUUGUAUGCUAUGUGCUUAAAGAAUUUAACUACAGUGCACUGAGCUGGUCUUGAUCACCAAGCUACCAAAUUCUAAUCCAAGCACCCCACCAAAACAUAUUGCAGAACAGCACUUCAUGUUUUAUGUUCCUUGUUGCAUUUUUUCAUACAGUUUACAAAAUGUGAUGGGGGGGGGGUAAAAACAAAAAAUAAAAACAGUGAUGUUUUUAUUUAGAAAGUUAGGUGACCUGAAAGUUAAGACUUGUUUAAAUACUAAGACAUUUUGCACCUUCUGGCUCAAGGCAAAGGUGUCUGAAACUGAUGCCUUAGCUUUUAGAAUGAAAUUCUGAUGUGUAAGAAAAGGGAAAGUUGUUGGACAAAAAAGUAUUGGGAGUAAAUGAAAAGUGCUUCAUGUUUUUGCAGGAUGAUGCAAUGAUGGAAAUGAUCAAGAUUUUUAAUAUUGUCAAGUAAAAAAUAAAGAUUGGGAUAUUUUGCUGCUGCUUGUAUUUUUAAAGACAUUUCUUCAUUUUGGCCUUUUUUUGUCCUAGUGUCUUUACCCUUAAGGCCCAACAAUGGUUGUUUCUAAAAUGUCUGUUUAAAGUCAUUUGUCCAGAAUUAAAGUAUUUUCAUAUCAGGACAGAUUUCCCACUUGUAUUUUUUUAUUUCAAUUUUUUAAAAUUGGCUGUUUGUGGCACUUCAGGAAUGAGUCCUUGUAAUUCUAACCAGCGUGGCUACAACAGUAUUCCAAGUAAGGCUAUUUGCACUAAUGUGCAGUUUCAAAAGGGUCCUUUUUAUAUACAGGUAUUUCUCUUCACCCCAUUUACCAUCUGUGUAGAAAUGCUUGAUUAACUACUAGGAGAUCAGUUGGAAACUUAAACAAUGCUUUUUUUAUUACUUGACUGCUCGCAAUCCUCCAUUUCGGAGUCUUGAUUCUUUACUGUAUCCAUUUAUCACUGCCCACACUUAACUGUUAGGCAUGUCAGUAUUUUUGUGAAAUAAAACAUUGUUCUAAAGAUUUCCACUGGUCCAUUUGGUGGAAACUAGUUUGUGGGACUACUGUAAGGCUGAUAUAUACCAGUAUGUGUAUAUAUACACCAUAUUUUUUUUUUUUUUUCUAUGGUAGAACUUGUUUUCGCCCUGGUCAGUCUUUUUAACCACUCUUGCACACAUGAAUUUAUUUUAAAUUUGAAUAAAGUUUACCUUUACUAUG
Molecule: messenger RNA, 9215 nt
Organism: Erpetoichthys calabaricus (reedfish)
Lineage: Eukaryota; Metazoa; Chordata; Cladistia; Polypteriformes; Polypteridae
Gene: flna
Product: filamin A, alpha (actin binding protein 280)
Exons: 48
Coding region: 222-7868 (2548 amino acids)
Biological process (GO): actin cytoskeleton organization
Molecular function (GO): actin filament binding
Source: RefSeq, a predicted model, not a curated record